AUGAUGGUUUCAAGGUCCUCAGGAUACCUUAUCGACAAAGCCAUGGUGAUACCGAUCGAAUUGCCCCUUAUCGAGACAAGUGGUGAUGAUGAUACCAAUCGUGGUUUCUCAAUGUAUUUUUAUCUCCCGGACAAGAAGGAUGGAUUGGACGAUCUUGUGAAGACAAUGGCAUCUACUUGUGGAUUCUUGGAUAGUCACGUUCCACUAUAUCAAGAUUGUGUUAAAGAGUUCAGAAUCCCAAAGUUUAAGAUCGCUGAUGAAUUACGCGGUCGAGAUUUGGGAUUUAGUUCAUUGGCAUUGCCCUUGUUCCAUAAAGCUUGUGUGGAGAUUGAUGAAGAAGGCGCUGAAGCUGCUGCUGCCACUUUUGCAUAUUUUGAUGGGGGAUGUUUUGCUCCUCAUGAGAUGAUAGAUUUUGUGGCAGAUCAUCCAUUCUUGUUCUUGAUUAGAGAAGACAAAACUGGAACUGUUUUGUUCGUUGGUCAGAUCUUUGAUCCUUCCAACUAA
This is a messenger RNA of Microthlaspi erraticum, 504 nucleotides long. Lineage: Eukaryota; Viridiplantae; Streptophyta; Magnoliopsida; Brassicales; Brassicaceae. The record is from the annotation of a GenBank genome assembly.